Molecule: messenger RNA, 1811 nt
Organism: Teleopsis dalmanni
Lineage: Eukaryota; Metazoa; Arthropoda; Insecta; Diptera; Diopsidae
Product: fumarate hydratase, mitochondrial-like
Exons: 5
Coding region: 163-1710 (515 amino acids)
Biological process (GO): fumarate metabolic process; malate metabolic process; tricarboxylic acid cycle
Cellular component (GO): mitochondrion; tricarboxylic acid cycle heteromeric enzyme complex
Molecular function (GO): fumarate hydratase activity
Source: RefSeq, a predicted model, not a curated record
UAUUGUAUAUGACUAUAUUCUACAAUUAGCUUGUCAGCAAUUUUCAAUAGACUGCAACUUUCCAUACGUUUUGGUCAAAUUCGCUGCAAGUAUUUGGAUUGGCUUCGCUUAUCUAUCUAUUUGAUAAUUCAUUGACGCAAAAUAAAUAAAUAAAUCUUCAAAAUGUUUUCUAAACUUUCCCGUCUUUAUGUUUUGCGUGGCGUGCAACAAUUUAACUUUGCCGGUUAUUAUUUCGUUCAACGUUUCAAAGGAGAAUGUUCAGGCGACUCAAAGGGUGGAGCCAAGGGCGGAGGCAAGGGUGGAGCUAAGGGUUCCAAGGAGUUUCGCAUUGAAACUGAUACCUUCGGUGAGUUAAAGGUACCAGCUGAUAAGUAUUAUGGAGCUCAAACAAUGCGUUCUAAGUUAAAUUUUCCAAUUGGUGGUGAACGAGAACGUAUGCCGAAACCCGUAAUCCAAGCUAUGGGUAUUUUAAAGAAGGCCGCUGCAGAAGUUAAUAAAGAAUUCGGGUUGGAUGCAAAAAUUAGUGAGAAUAUUUCAAAGGCAUGUGAUGAAGUUAUCUCAGGUCAGCUCUAUGAAGAUCAUUUUCCUUUGGUUAUCUGGCAAACCGGUUCUGGUACUCAAACCAACAUGAAUUGCAAUGAGGUUAUUAGUAACCGCGCAAUUGAAAUGAUGGGCGGUCAACUUGGUUCGAAAACUCCUGUACAUCCUAAUGAUCAUGUCAACAAAUCUCAAAGUUCGAAUGAUACUUUUCCAACUGCCAUUCAUGUUUCUGUAGCUGUAGAAUUGUGUAAAAAUCUUAAGCCUGCCCUUCAAUGUUUGCAUGAUGCUUUAAAGGCAAAAUCUGAAGAAUUUAAAGAUAUUAUCAAAAUUGGUCGUACCCACACCAUGGAUGCUGUUCCAUUGACAUUGGGACAAGAGUUUAGUGGUUAUACUCAACAAAUGUCCUAUGCAAUUGAUCGUGUUAAUUCUGUUAUGCCACGCUGUUUAGAGCUUGCUAUCGGCGGUACUGCUGUUGGUACUGGAUUGAAUACACGCAUUGGUUUUGCUGAAAAAUGUUGUAAACGUAUUUCCGAGCUGACUGACCUGCCAUUUGUUAGUGCCCCAAAUCUGUUUGAAGGCUUGGCUUCACGUGAUGCAAUGGUAGAAGUCAGCGGUGCUCUUAACACAAUCGCUGUGAGCCUUAUGAAAAUUGGCAAUGAUAUACGCUUCCUAGGUUCUGGUCCACGUUGUGGUUUAGGAGAACUAAUGUUACCUGAAAAUGAACCUGGUAGUUCAAUUAUGCCUGGUAAAGUCAACCCUACACAAUGUGAAUCAAUUACUAUGUUGGCUGCACAAGUUAUGGGCAAUCAUGUUGCUGUAACUAUUGGAGGUUCAAAUGGUCACUUUGAACUUAACGUGUUCAAACCAUUAGUGGUGUCAAAUGUUUUACGUUCUAUACGCUUGUUAUCUGAUGGGUGCCGUACAUUCACCAAGAAUUGCGUUGCUGGUAUUAAACCGAAUAAGGAACGUAUUGCUAAAAUCAUGCAAGAAUCACUUAUGUUAGUUACUGCUCUGAAUCCUCAUAUUGGUUAUGAUAAAGCAGCUAAAAUUGCUAAAACUGCUCACAAGAAUGGUACAACGCUUAAGGAAGAGGCAAUUAAGUUGGGCUUCCUCAAUGAACAGCAAUUCGCUGAAUGGGUUAAUCCCAAAAAUAUGUUGGGACCGAAAUAAAUUUAGCUUGCUUUUAUUUUAUUUUAUAAUACGAUGAAAAUUUUUUUAUUUUUAAAAUUUUAUUUGUUAAAUAAAUAUGUUUCUUAAAUAUUUGGCAAAUC